CUUCGUGACAGUGAUUUUAACUUGAAAAUUGGUGUCUUGAGUGGUGGACAGAAAAGCCGUGCCGCGCUCGCGAAAUUGCUGCUUGAAGAUCCGGAUUUGUUACUGCUCGACGAACCUACCAACCAUCUGGACAUCAAUGCGAUUGAGUGGUUGGAAAACUUCCUAAAUACCGAAUAUCGAGGGGCGGUCAUCAUCGUUUCUCACGACCGCUACUUUUUGGAUCGCGUUGCCCGCAAGAUUGUCGGGUUACGAAACCACAAGCUCAAGGAGUACCCCGGAAAUUACACAAGAUAUCUCGAAAUCAGACAAACUGAAAAAAUAGCGCAGGAACGGGAAUAUAAAAAGCAGCAACGGUAUAUCGCUCACGAGGAGGACUUUAUCCGUCGCAAUAUGGCUGGGCAACGCACGCGGGAGGCACAAGGCCGGCAGAAGUUGCUCAACCGCCUUGAACGCGUAGAAAAGCCAGAGACCGCUGAGAAAACAAUCAAACUCCGCUUCACGCCGGAUGUACGAGGUGGAAACGACAUUUUGCAGUGUCAGGACUUAGGGAAGCGGUACGGCGAUAAGCAAAUCUUUGAAGACGUGAAUCUGGAGAUCUACCGUCAGGAUGUUGUCGGUGUCAUCGGUCCCAAUGGCGUUGGAAAAACGACCUUGUUCCGAAUGAUCCUCGGAAACGAACUGCCGACUUCAGGGAAGUUGAAGAUUGGGCACAACCUCCAUUUUGGGUACUACGACCAAGAGCUUGCAGGACUCAACCAAGAUAACACAAUUAUUGAUGAGAUUUGGGCGUUGCGUCCAACACAGAAACAGGGGGAGAUUCGCAGUUUUCUCGGACGGUUCCUGUUCUCUGAGGAUGAGGUGUUCAAAUGGAUUGGCGACCUCAGCGGCGGCGAACAGAGCCGCGUCAUGCUCGCUAAGUUGCUCCUCGAAAAUGCAAAUGUUCUCCUGCUUGAUGAGCCGACAAAUCACCUAGACAUACCGUCGCGUGAAGUCCUUGAGGAGGCAUUGGCAGAAUACCCGGCGACCAUUUUUAUGGUUUCUCAUGACCGUUAUUUUCUGAACAAGCUUGUCAACAAACUGUUGGUCUUUGAGAAUGGAACGGCGAAGCUCUUUUUCGGAACUUACGCCGAAUAUGAAGUCCACGUCCGACAGCAGAAGCGAGAGGUAAUGCAAGCUAAGGAGGAAACAGAGAAGGCAAGAAAGGCAGAGCGGCAGGAAAAACAGCAGAGGGAGAGAUUGCGAGUUGCUUCAACUUCAAAGAAAUCGAAAAAGAAACGGCGGGUGAAAGCACAGCGCGUGGCUGAUGUGUGA
Molecule: messenger RNA, 1311 nt
Organism: Geodia barretti
Lineage: Eukaryota; Metazoa; Porifera; Demospongiae; Tetractinellida; Geodiidae
Source: the annotation of a GenBank genome assembly